Molecule: messenger RNA, 1080 nt
Organism: Suillus clintonianus
Lineage: Eukaryota; Fungi; Basidiomycota; Agaricomycetes; Boletales; Suillaceae
Exons: 5
Coding region: 398-742 (114 amino acids)
Source: RefSeq, a predicted model, not a curated record
GUGGUCUAUGCAGGCAGAGAUUCAGAGGGCACAGCUAUAUAGACUCCUGUGAAUAUUGUGCUAGUGUGCUGCUGACUCAGCUAACUUGAAGCUCAGCUACGCGUAGCAAAGGGCCUGGCGCACACCUCUGCCAUCAAAUAGCCCAAAGGACUACUAUUCCGAGUCUGCGCUGUCAUUUACGACACGCAACAUGGCACGGCCCUUUGAUGAACUACUUCUUAAGCUUGAUUUGUCCAUAAGGACUUUCGCAGCAUACUCGAUACCAGCGUUACAUAUGCACAUAGAAGCUUUGAAAGGAAGUUCAUCGAUGAACCUGCAGAAAACACAGUUCACACUCACGCCACCUAGGGAGAUCACCCAAUUCAAACACUAGCAUCGAGGCAUCGAGUUUGCAGAAAUGCUGCUAUUGAUCGUGAUGUUCCCUGCGCUGACGAACGGUCCUACACGGCCUUUGGAGCUCUUCUCACAUGACGAGGGUGCAAGCUUCCUCUCUCCCUGGGUCCACUACAUCCCCAUCCAAAUCGACUACUCCGAUCUCUACGACGCCCUCGUCUUCUUCCGCGACGACCUCUCAGGCCGAGGCGCCCAUGAAGACCUCGCGAAGAAGAUUGCGGGGAGGGGGAGGGAGUGGAGUAAGGGGUUUUGGAGUAAGGAGGAUAUGGUUGCUUAUUUGUUUAGGUUAUUCCUCGAGUAUGCAAGAGCCAUGAGCGAGGAUAGAGAUGAACUUAAUUUCAAAGUGUAAGAUUUGGAUUUUGGAUUGGCACGCGCACUUUCCAUCAUAGACAUACGUCGCAGGCUUCUUACCCCCCAGAUAUACCACGCACGUCUUCAUACCUCGCAACACACUACGCACGCAUCACAAGUCAAAACAUAUCCUAAGGACGCUCACGCUCUUUCGGUGAUGGGCCAAGCGCUGGCCAUUUGUUUCUAUGGGUGCAUAUAUCUACUGUACUGUACUCUACACCGCGCAUGCACCCACGCUUGUAUUAUAUACAUACUUUAUACACCCGUCUGUUGAGACGUGUAAUUGGAUACUGUUGUACACUGCAUUCAAUGAGUGAUUGGCUUGGUUGUGGGGGG